GCGGCGGCUUCGAAUGCGGCCUAGGGCGCGGGUGUCCGGCUUUCUGGUGGCCGUUCCUCGCCCGCCCGCUCGCUCUCCGAGACUCCGCUCUCUGGCCUCGCUCCGGGACGCUGUCGCUCGGCCUGAGACCUUCCCGUCCCCGCCAGAUCCGAGGCGGCCGCAGCUGGCGAACUGGGGGCGGCCGAGCCCCGCCGUGGUCGCCAUGGCAUGCAGUCUGCAGAAGCUCUUUGCUGUGGGAGAAGAGUUUGAAGACGAGGAUUUCUUGUCGGCUGUGGAGGAUGCCGAGAGCCAGUGUGCUGGCCCGUGGCCCAUGAGAGCUGCGUGCCUGCAGCCUGGCCCUUCCAGACCCCAGGACAGUGUGUCCGAACAGCUGCCGGCCUGUCCCCCUGCACCUUCGGAGGCCUCAGGCCUGCCAGCCCGGGGUCUCCGCCUCCCAGCAAUCAGUUUGCAGAGGCCUCCAGCGUCCGUGGGAACAGCUGCUCUCGGGCCCGAGUCUCCUCCCUGUGGCCCGGAGAAAGGGACCCUUUCCAAAGUGGGAGCCCCGCCCUUGGCCCCCCGCCCCGGGCUCGCCUUUGAGAGCCAGCAGCCGGGGCUUGGUGAUUUCGAGGGCCCAGAGCAAGAUGAAUUUGAUAAGGUGCUGGCAGACAUGGAGCUGGAAGGGCCUGGCCUGGAGCCGACGCCUGGCCUCUUCAGGGAGGCCCAAGGAAUCCUGCCGACGGAGGACACGCUCUCCACUAAAAAGGCUCCCCCUGGAGGCCCAGUGCUGUGGGUGCCUCGAAUGCUCAGCAUGUCCGCCCGGAAGUCUGGCCCCCAGAGCCUCCUUUCCGGGCCCCUCAGCCUCCUCAGACUGCUGGUGGGGCCCUUCAGAGCAGCCCGCGAGGUCACCUCCCCAGUCAGCCCUGCCUGUCUCCAACGUGCCCCCAGGCCCUGUGGGGACUCUCCUAUCGGGACCCCGAAAGGCCCCCAGGCGGCUCUGCAGACUCCCAUAGUGACUAACCGCCUGGUCCAGCUGGUCAGCGCUGCCAAUCGGACACCACAGCAGCCGCCCCGCCCUGGCCCCCGCAGCAAGGCCCGCCGCUUCCCGGGCCCCGCCGGGGUCCUGCCUCACCAGCACAGUGGGAAAAAUCUGGAGGAGAUCAUGGUCUCCACGCCCCAAACCCCAACUCACGGGGCUUUGGCUAAACUCCGGACCAAGGUAGUUACCAGUUCUCAGACAUCAGUGGAAGAGGACUUUGGGCGCGGGCCCUGGCUGACCAUGAAAUCGGCGCUGGGCCUGGACGAGAGAGACCCCGCCUGCUUCCUGUGCUCCUACAGCAUCGUCAUGGUGCUUCGAAAGGCAGCUCUGAGACAGCUCCCCAGGAACAAGGUCCCCAGCAUGGCCGUGAUGAUCAAGUCCCUGACCCGGAGCACCGUGGAUGCCAGCGCCGUGUUCAGGGACCCCACGGGGGAGAUGCAGGGCACGGUGCAUCGGCUGCUGCUCGAGUCCCGCCACAGUGAGCUAAAGCCAGGCUCAGUGCUGCUGCUCAAGCAGGUUGGCGUGUUUUCUCCUUCGCUCCGGAACCACUACCUCAACGUGACACCCAGCAACCUGGUCCGCAUUUACUGCUGCGACACUAGAGACGGGGGCCUGGGCACGGAGCCCGCAGACUCCCAGGAUGGCCUCCUUCAGGACGAGACAGGGAAGCCUGAGAAAGGCCUCACCCCAGCCCGGACUCCGGAGACUGGGGCAGCCCCUGAGGAGGAGCUGCCUGAAGCAGAUGACCUGGACGGGCUCCUGAGCGAGCUCCCGGAGGACUUCUUCUGCGGGACCAGCACCGGGCAGCCACCCUGAGCCUCACCGCUGUCGGGCAGCCUCUGCUGGUCAGGUCACGGUCAUGGGCAGCUGGAGGAAAGGCGGGGCUGGAGCUCGU
Molecule: messenger RNA, 1910 nt
Organism: Sorex fumeus (smoky shrew)
Lineage: Eukaryota; Metazoa; Chordata; Mammalia; Eulipotyphla; Soricidae
Gene: HROB
Product: homologous recombination factor with OB-fold
Exons: 12
Coding region: 14-1831 (605 amino acids)
Biological process (GO): recombinational repair
Source: RefSeq, a predicted model, not a curated record